UGGAGCCUUAACCCGUCCACAUCCCGGCUGUUCUCGCCGUCGCCGGGGCAAGUGUCGCGAGACUUGGUUGCCUUGGCUCCCUGUAGCUAUAGCAGCCGCGGCGGUUCAGGAUGCGACGGCGGGAGCGCUCUCUGGUACAGCUGGCUGUUCUAGUCCCAGAAGGAAAGAGCUCUCUGAAGACCUGGUUGAGACGAUAAAGACAUUUGAGUCAUAUUGAAAGGUGCAGCCAGAAACAUCAGCAAGAUACCACUGGGACAAGCUUCUUGGCUUUGAGGGACUUUUCCGUGUUCAGAGUUGAUUUUAUGCUACAGAGGAUGAUGAGACCAGGCAGCAGAGGGCCAGGAAAGUUACUUUGGGCUCCUGCUUACCCGUCUGCCUCUGCCUCUGCCUCUGCCUCUGCCUCUGCCUCUGCCUCCUGGUUGGGACCAUCUUCAGUGCACAAGCAGAGCAAGCCUGAAGAGCAUGUCUCCCUUUGAUCCUGGGUCUUGAUCCUGCUACAGUUGAGUCCAUAUGUCUCACCUGGAUGCUUUGGAGGCUGUUCAAGAAAAAUAGAAGGAAGCAACCUAAGAACUUCUCUGCAUUAGUCCUGUGCCGUGUUACUUUUGAACACUGGAGCAGGUGAAGGACGGCUUUGUCAUCCGGAUCUAAGAGGAUACCUGAAGUCCUUGAGCUUAUAUAUAUGAAGGUUAUAAAUCCAGUCUUUCAAUAUAACCCCACUCAAUUCUGGAUUUUCUUUUUUUUGAGGACUUCAGCAGACAAAAAUUCCAGUGAAAAAGAGAAAAAACUCUUUUUGUGUGCUUUCAAGCUAAAUGUGAACAAUAAUGUCUUGGAAAAGAAAUUAUUUUUCAGGGGGCCGAGGGAGUGUCCAAGGGAUGUUUGCACCUCGAAGCUCAACCUCCAUAGCCCCCAGCAAAGGCCUCAGUAAUGAGCCAGGGCAAAACAGCUGCUUUCUCAACAGUGCUCUGCAGGUUUUGUGGCACUUGGACAUCUUCCGGCGUAGCUUUAGGCAGCUCACAACUCACAAGUGCAUGGGAGACUCCUGCAUCUUUUGUGCUCUUAAGGGGAUCUUUAACCAGUUUCAGUGUAGCAGCGAGAAAGUGCUUCCAUCUGACACUCUCCGCAGUGCCCUGGCAAAGACUUUCCAGGAUGAACAACGCUUCCAGCUGGGAAUUAUGGAUGAUGCUGCAGAAUGCUUUGAAAAUCUCCUGAUGAGAAUUCACUUCCACAUUGCUGAUGAAACCAAAGAGGAUAUAUGUACUGCCCAACACUGCAUUUCUCACCAGAAAUUUGCAAUGACACUGUUUGAGCAGUGUGUAUGUACUAGCUGUGGUGCCACUUCGGACCCGCUGCCUUUCAUCCAGAUGGUGCAUUACAUCUCUACUACUUCCCUGUGGCUCAGUACUGGCCAGCAAAGUGGGAGGAAAAAUGGGGAUUCUAUGAGCUUUGGAUUUUGGGACAGCAAUCAGGCUAUUUGUAUGCUAGAAAAGCGAGAAAAGCCUUCACCAAGUAUGUUUGGUGAGCUGCUUCAGAAUGCCAGCACAAUGGGGGACCUGCGGAACUGUCCGAGCAACUGUGGAGAGAGGAUCCGCAUUCGCCGGGUGUUGAUGAAUGCACCACAGAUUAUCACAAUUGGGCUGGUAUGGGAUUCAGACCAUUCGGACUUGGCAGAGGAUGUCAUUCACAGUCUGGGCACCUGCCUUAAGCUAGGCGAUCUGUUUUUCAGAGUCACAGAUGACCGGGCCAAGCAAUCUGAACUGUACUUAGUAGGAAUGAUCUGCUAUUAUGGCAAACAUUAUUCUACAUUUUUUUUUCAAACUAAAAUCCGCAAAUGGAUGUAUUUUGAUGAUGCUCAUGUCAAGGAGAUUGGCCCGAAAUGGAAGGAUGUGGUAACCAAAUGCAUCAAGGGUCAUUACCAGCCUCUGCUGCUGCUUUAUGCUGACCCCCAGGGUACCCCGGUAUCUACCCAGGACCUGCCUCCCCAAGCUCAGUUCCCGUUGUACAGCAGGACAUGCUAUGAUAGUGAAGAUUCUGGGAGGGAGCCCUCCAUCUCAAGUGACACUCGAACAGAUUCUUCAACGGAGAGCUAUCCCUACAAACACUUUCACCAUGAGUCUGUGGUCAGUCACUUCUCUUCUGAUUCUCAGGGAACAGUCAUCUAUAAUGUGGAGAAUGAUUCCAUGUCCCAGAGCAGUCGGGACACAGGACACCUGACUGAUAGUGAAUGUAACCAGAAACACACAUCAAAGAAAGGGUCCCUAGUAGAGCGCAAGAGGAGCUCUGGCCGUGUUAGAAAGAAAGGUGACGAGCCACAGGCCUCAGGAUACCACAGCGAAGGAGAAACAUUGAAAGAGAAACAGGCUCCUAGAAAUGCCUCCAAGUUAUCCAGCAGCACUAGCAGACUGAGGGACUUCAAAGAGACAGUCAGUAAUAUCAUCCACAACAGACCAUCCUUGGCUCCUCAAACCAAUGUGGCUUCUUCCUUUGCGGGGAGGGGAGGAGACCAGCCUGACAGGAAACCUCCUCGGACCUUGUCUGUACACUCUCAUGACUGGGAAAUAGAAAGUACAAGCAGUGAGUCAAAAUCCAGUUCUUCCAGCAAGUAUCGCCCAACAUGGAGACCCAAACGAGAGUCUCUGAAUAUUGACAGUAUUUUUAGUAAGGACAAAAGGAAACAUUGUGGCUAUACUCAGCUUAGCCCCUUUUCUGAGGAUUCAGCUAAAGAAUUUACACCAGAUGAAGUAAGCAAGCCACCUGCGUAUGACAUUAAAGCUGGAUCAAGCUCCCAGGACAAGCCCUGGGGCCCAGGUCGGCCAGGCUCUCUUUUAGAGCAACAUCCUCGCCUCAUCCAGCGAAUGGAAUCUGGCUACGAGAGCAGUGAGAGGAACAGCAGCAGCCCUGUCAGCUUGGAUGCAUCCCUGCCUGAGAGCUUGACUGUCUGCAGGGAUCCAAGUGCAAAAAGAUCAUUUGGGUUUGUCCCUUCUUGGCGUCAUAUCCCCAAGUCUCACAGCAGUAGCAUCCUAGAGGUGGACUCCACAGCAUCCAUGAGUGACUGGACAAAGACUCAACCCCUCUCUGGUGGAGAAGUGUCCUCUAAAAGUGAACUGGAUGAACUUCAGGAAGAGGUGGCCAGGAGGGCCCAGGAACAGGAACUUUGGAGGAAACGGGAGAAGGAAUUGGAGGCUGCUAAAGGGUUUAACCCUCAUCCCAGCCGCUACAUGGACUUGGAUGAACUGCAGAAUCAGGGGAGGAGUGACGGCUUUGAGAAGUCCUUGCAAGAGGCAAAUUCAGUGCUUGAAGAGUCACUGCACCUGGAACAAAGGGGAGAGUGUGCUGCAGCUCUGGCUCUCUGUAACGAAGCUAUCUCUAAACUAAGACUUGCCUUGCAUGGUGCCAGCUCUAGCACGCACAGCAGAGCCCUAGUCGAUAAGAAGUUGCAAAUCAGUAUUCGAAAAGCACGGAGCCUGCAGGAUCGCAUGCAGCAGCAACAACCAUCGCAGCAACCGGUGCAGCCCUCAGCCUGUCUCCCAGCGCAGGGGGUCACCCUCCCUCAGCCAACCAGUGAACAGUCUAUCCCGUUCCAAGUAUUGUUAAGCCAGGAGACCCAACUGGAACCCUGCAAGGAUAAAGAGUUUGGGGCCAGUUCUUCUUUCUUCCACUCACCUGCUUCCUGCCAUGAGUCUCAUUCAUCACUAUUCCCAGAGUCACCUGCUCCAUCUGUCUCACAGCACAGUUCUCCUAGUACAUCUGCCUUGAAGCUUCCAACUUCAGUUGAGGUAGAUAGCAUUGAUCCCUCAGCAUUCCAGAGGCAGGGUUUACCUGAAACAACAGGGAGGAUUGAGAUGAUUUCUCACCACAAGUGUCUCCCAUUGGAUGCCCUUGAGGGAAAGCUGCAAGGCCACAGGGAAGAUAACAGCAUCUGCAGUAAGCUCCCUCCACAAGAAGGAAAGGGCGUUGCUCAAGAACAGCGGUUCCAAGAAAAGACUCCUGCUGAUGCAUCCCUGGUGAUGCCUUGGUCACACUCGACAGGAGAAGCCUCCUUGGAGAGAGGAGAGAAACAUACCUUAGGCUAUAGUCCUUCAAGCUCAUCAGCUCAGCCCAGCAUUCCCCCUUCCAGGGCCUGUCACUCUGUGAUGCCUACUGCUUCUUCACCUGUGCUUCACUCUCCUGAUCCUGCGCACAAGACUGACCAGUGUUUCCAAGCCCCAUUGACUUCAAAAGUGGAUGGAAUCAGUGAGGAGCUCUAUAGGCCAGACUUUCCCAGCACAAAGGGACUUGUCCGCUCUCUGGCAGAACAGUUCCAGAGGAUGCAGGGUGCCUCUGCAAAGGGUGUUAUAAGCUCCCAGGAUCGAGGUUUGCCAAAUGGUCCAAGGAAGAGCUCUUUCCAUUCUGACUUUAAGCCUUCUUUCCUCCAGGGUUCAGGGAAAGGCCACUGUCCAUGGGUAAAACAUCAGCCCUCCCUGGAUGGUAGGGAAAGUCUGCCUUCCUGGGAAGAACCUGCUGACCAUUCUUCUCUUGCCAUGGAUUCAGGGUUGCCCAAUGGUGAAACCUGUAGGGGAAGACAGCCCAGGAUAGUAGAGCUAGGUAGACACCAAGGGAAACUGCCCCAAGUGACAGAUGGUAGGCCCAAGGAGCUGGGUAGCAAUGGCAACUUGGGGACUACUUUGCCUUUGGAUUCCUGGGUGAAUGUCACAAGGCUCUGUGAUUCUCAGGUUAAACAUAGGGUCCCUGGGCCAGGAGUCAAGUCCUCCCCUCAUGAUUCCCACACCUGUGUAACUUACCCAGAGAGAAAUCACAUCCUUCUGCAUCCACAUUGGAACCAAGACACAGAGCAGGAGACCUCUGAAUUAGAAUCUCUUUACCAGGCUAGUCUUCAGGCCUCUCAAGCUGGCUCUUCUGGAUGGAGGCAGCAGGACGUGGCUUGGCAUCCUUUUAGCCAGGCAGGCUCUGCAGAUGGCGUGGGGAGGAGAUUGCACUCAGCCCCUGGUCUUGAUCUUUCAAAGACCCCAACAGCGGAAAUGGAGCACAUUCUCCAAGGAGCGAGCACAGUGCCUGCAGCUCAGGUAGAUUCAUCAAACGUGAGGAAAAAGACUUUGGAAACCGGGCACCAUUGUUCCAGCUCCUCUUCCCUCCCUGCCAUCCAUGACCCUCCUGUAUUUCUCUAUGAUCCCCAUCUCUACCCUCCCCAACCACAGUUCCUGUCCCCAGAUGUCCUGAUGCCCAGCGGGGCAGGGGAGCCCUAUAGACCCCCAGGAACUUCGAGGAGUGUCCAACACUUUCUGGCUAUGUGUGACAGGAGUGAAACUUCCCAAGGGAUCAAGUUCACAGGAAGGACUUUGAACUACCGGAGUCUUCCCCAUCGUUCCAGAACUGAUGCUUCCUGGGGGCCAUGGUCAGAAUCCAACCAGCACGCUGGAGCCAGAUUCCUAACUACUCCAGCAGGCACUCCGCAUUUAACCCACACUGCCACACUGCCAGAAAGAAGCCAGGGCCUUCAAGUUCCUCAUGCUCGGUCCUGGGGGGAUCUUUGUCAUUCACCUCCUCCCCUUCCUACUGCUCACCUGGUGUCCCCAUCAUCCAGUAGUCUUCAUUUACCCCUGAGGUCAGGUUGGAAUUCGGGUCCUGUCCAGGGGUCUCGAACACCUGGUCCUCGAAGAGUGGAUAUGCCCCCAGAUGAUGACUGGAGGCAAAGCAGUUACAUGUCCCAACCUAGGUACAGGAGGAUAGGGACAGGGGACGAGGGGUUUCCGUUUGUCCUAGCAGAUGCCCCUGGAAGAGAGCAGAAUAGGACUAGGAUCAUGCAACACAGCAGGUGGUAAGGGCUAUCCCUUGAUUUUCCUGGAGCCACACCUUUCUCUAUUCUAUAUAAAACUGUACAGCGCCAGAGUUGAUACCCUGCAUCCCUGCCAUGGUUGUGCUAUUCUCAUCCCAACAUAGUAUUGGCAUUUUCUGACUAGGCAUGGUGGAACACACCUAUAAUCCCAGCAUUUGGAAAGUGGAAGUGGGGAAAACUAGUUUAAGGCCAGAUCGGGCUACUGGAGACCCUGACUUUAAAAACAAACUAACAACAAAAGAUUUGACAGUUUCUCCUAGGGGAUUCCAGAACCUCUAUAGAGUCCUGGCUCUUGGAGAAUACUUGAAGUUUCAACUUUAGGACUGGGGAUGCAGCUCAGUCAAUAGAAUGCUAGCAUGCACGAAGCCCUUGGUUUGACCCCCAGCACUAUAUAAACUGGGCGCAAUGAUGCGCCUGUAAUCCUUGUGCAUGGGAGAUGGAGGCAGGAGGAUCAGGAGUCCAAGGUCAGCAUUGGCUGUAUAGUGAGAUUGAUCCCCCUAGCAAAAGGAAGUAUUUGCUGUUUAGGGCUUUAUUUGAGCCACUUUAAAAUUGAGUACAUUAUAUUAAUCUGGACACUAGCCAUUCCUUAUCAUUUUAAAGUCAUUAUUUUAUUCCUGCAUACUGCUAUGCCCCUACCUCCACCUUAUCCCUUAUUUUCUGGUCCCUACUAUCCUGAACUUCUAUCUUUUGUUUUUUCUCCCCAUCCCAAUUACCUUACCUUAGGUCUUCCCUGUAUCUCCCAUCCUUGGAUGGACACGUAUCCUUGUGGUCAUAGUUCUGACCACAUUAUUUAGGGCAGCCCACCUGUCCAGGUAUUAUGGCCUGUCAACUUUGGCUGUGCCCCAAACUUUAGGUCUACAUUGUGGAGCUGCCAACAUAACAUUUGCCCUUCUAAACAGAUAGAGUCAGGCAUACUAACAUACCCUCCUGUCCUCAGCAGCAGAGCCAUUACUGCCACUUGCUCAGUCGCCGUUGUAAACCUUCAGAAUCAGCUAAACUAUUUUAGGGCAAGACAUACUGUUUUUGUAAAGUAUUUUUCAUUAAUAAAUCUAUAAGAUAGUUCUAUUUAA
Molecule: messenger RNA, 6900 nt
Organism: Jaculus jaculus (lesser Egyptian jerboa)
Lineage: Eukaryota; Metazoa; Chordata; Mammalia; Rodentia; Dipodidae
Gene: Usp54
Product: ubiquitin specific peptidase 54
Exons: 23
Coding region: 822-5816 (1664 amino acids)
Biological process (GO): protein deubiquitination
Molecular function (GO): cysteine-type deubiquitinase activity
Source: RefSeq, a predicted model, not a curated record